Messenger RNA from Ogataea angusta, 1416 nucleotides. RefSeq lists its product as uncharacterized. The record is from RefSeq and is a predicted model, not a curated record. The transcript has a single exon. NCBI's taxonomy places the organism in Eukaryota, Fungi, Ascomycota, Pichiomycetes, Pichiales, Pichiaceae. Bases 1 to 1416 code for a protein of 471 amino acids.
AUGUCUGAACCAACUCCUGCGACUGUGCCUGCUCCUGCAGAUACAAAGCUUUCCAAUAAGGAGCUCAAGGAUCUCAAGAAGAAAGAAAAGGCUGCCAAGCGCGCGGCUGCAAAAGUUGGCUCCUCCGGCUCCGAAUCUGCGUCGACAAGACAGAAAGAGUCAAGAGAUUCUAAUGGUAAACCUCCAACAGCCACACAUAUCAAAAAGCAGCUAAAUUCUGCCAAAAUCAUUGAGUCCGACCGUAAAGUGCCUACGAUGUUUGGACACCUGGAAACCAGAGAACAGCGUAUUUCCUCGUCGCCCCAGAUAGCUAGUAUUGUUCAUCCGAAAAUCUUGGCACUCACGCUGAAGAUCUCUACUUACAAAAUCGUGGGCUCCACGGCCCGCUGUCAGGCAAUGCUUGAGGCAUUCAAGGACGUCAUUUCAUCUUACCAAACUCCAGACAAUGCUUCGUUGCAGAGAAAUCUCACGUCUCACCUGUCUCAUCAAAUUGAGUACUUGAAAACAGGUAGACCUCUCAGUAUUUCAAUGGGAAAUGCAAUCAGAUGGCUUAAGCAGCGAAUCUCCAUUAUACCGAUUGACCUGAGCGACGAAGUUGCAAAAAAGCAGGUAAUUGAGGAAAUUGAUCUUUACAUUCAGGAGAAAAUUCUCUACUCGGAUAAGGUUAUCACUCAAUUCGCAUCCACGCACAUUCAGGAUGGCUCAAAACUCCUCACCUAUGGACACUCGGAGGUGCUAAAAAAGCUUUUCAAAUACUGUGCUGUUGAGGAGAAUAAGUCUUUUGAAAUCUACAUUAUCGACUCAAAACCUUUAUUCGAGGGUAAGAAGUUGGCCAGAGAAUUAUCUGCUGUUCCAAAUAUCAAAUGCCAUUACAAUCUAAUCAACUCGCUAUCCACAAUACUAGAAAGGUCUGACAUUGAUUUUUGUUUCUUAGGUGCUCACUCGAUGCUUUCCAACGGCAGACUGUAUUCACGCGUGGGAACUGCUAUGAUUGCGAUGGCCUCUAAGAACAAGAACAUUCCCGUGUUGGUGUGUUGCGAAUCCAUGAAAUUCAGCGAUAAGGUUCAGCUGGACUCUGUAACUCUCAAUGAGCUCGGUGAUUCGGAAGAUGUCAUAAAUACCAAACCAUUCGUGAAAACGGGGUCCAACCUAAACCAAUUUUUGAUCUCUUUGCAGAGCAAGGAACCGAAGAAGCCGCAGCAGCAAGGUACCAAGAAGGACAAAAAGGAGCUUCAGCUAGCUGAUAAUGAAUCGCCUGUCUUGAAUAACUGGAAAGAGCUCAAACCUCUAAAUAUACUGAAUGUUUUAUAUGAUCUGACUCCUCCAGAAUAUAUUCAGAAGGUCAUUACCGAGCUAGGCGCUCUACCGCCAUCAUCUGUGCCAGUCAUUUUGAGAGAAUAUAAGACAAAUGCAUGA